Messenger RNA from Cynocephalus volans (Philippine flying lemur), 1900 nucleotides. RefSeq names its product RNA binding motif protein 7 (gene RBM7). Gene Ontology annotation, cellular component: nucleus. Lineage: Eukaryota; Metazoa; Chordata; Mammalia; Dermoptera; Cynocephalidae. Gene Ontology annotation, biological process: regulation of alternative mRNA splicing, via spliceosome. The transcript is spliced from 5 exons. Bases 47 to 847 code for a protein of 266 amino acids. The record is from RefSeq and is a predicted model, not a curated record. Gene Ontology annotation, molecular function: single-stranded RNA binding.
GUCGGCCACGACUGUUCGGCCUGAUUAGGGAGGGGGCGACACUGAGAUGGGGGCGGCGGCGGCGGAAGCGGAUCGCACUCUCUUUGUGGGCAACCUUGAGACUAAAGUGACAGAGGAGCUCCUUUUCGAGCUUUUCCACCAGGCUGGGCCAGUAAUAAAGGUGAAAAUUCCAAAAGAUAAGGAUGGUAAACCAAAGCAGUUUGCUUUUGUGAAUUUCAAACAUGAAGUAUCUGUUCCUUAUGCAAUGAAUCUACUUAAUGGAAUCAAACUUUUUGGAAAGCCCAUCAAAAUUCAAUUUAGAUCAGGAAGUAGUCAUGCCUCGCAGGAUGUCGGUUUGUCAUAUCCCCAGCAUCAUGUUGGAAAUUCAAGCCCUACCUCCACAUCUCCUAGCAGCAGGUACGAAAGGACUGUGGAUAACAUGACUCCAUCAGCACAGAUAAUUCAGAGAUCCUUCUCUUCGCCAGAAAAUUUUCAGAGACAAGCCGUGAUGAACAGUGUUUUGAGACAAAUGUCAUAUGGUGGAAAAGUUGGUUCUCCACAUCUGGAUCCAUCGGGAUUUUCACCAUCAGUUCAGUCACAUAGUCAUACUUUUAACCAAUCUUCAAGCUCCCAGUGGCGUCAAGAUACACCAUCACAGCGCAAAGUCAGACAGAAUUCUCAUCCCUACCCUGCAGAUAGACAUUAUAGCCGUGAACAGCGUUAUACUGACCAUGGGUCUGACCAUCAUUACAGAGGAAGCAGAGAUGAUUUUUUUUAUGAAGAUAGGAAUCAUGAUGGCUGGAGCCAUGACUAUGACAACAGAAGAGACAGUAGUAGAGAUGGAAAAUGGCGCUCAUCUCGACACUAAUGAGUGUUCAAAGGACAUUGUUUUUAUAGAGUCAUUUUAGGCCCUUUUGCCUAACUUCUGGAAAUAUUUUGUUGAAAACUGUACAGAGCAGCUUUACAAGUUGCUGCAUUUCUUCAUAAAUUUUUUUAAAUCUAUAGCUACAGUUUAAUACAGAAAUGGAAAGAAUUGUGGUUCCAAUUUUAUUACACUAAUAACCUUUUACUCAGGUUUUGAUGAAGAAGAAAGAGUUUUAUGCAAAAAUGCCUAAAUUCUUAAUCGUUUUAGAUAGUGUAGGAAGGGGCAAAUUAUAUAGAUUGGUUGUACUAUAAAGCAAAUAUUUUAAUUAUUUUCUUUUUGUAUUAUGAGAAAUUUCUGUUAGCAAAACAGAUUUCAGUGUAUAUAAUAGAAAACAUCCAAGUUGAUAGUCUGAAAUGGGUAUGAGUAUUUUGUGAAUAUAUUAGAAAAUACAACUUUUCAGUGAUUCAUUUUACUAACAUUUUAUUUGAGAAAGCUAUUGGUAAAGUUUGGGGAUAAAUCAUAUUGCUUAACUUCGGGAACUUAAGUAUCAGUUCUGUGGCAUGCUCUUUUUAAGUUUUACCCUAAUAGAACAUAUACGUGUAAAUCUACAUGUACUGUUUUAUUCUAAAAAUUUAUAAUUUGUCCAUUAAAUCAUUUUGUAUGACUAAAGUUACUCAGGAAGUUAAAUAUUUUACACGUAUAUUUUUACAUUAAAAAUACGGUGUUGGGGGCUGGCCGGUUAGCUCAGUUGGUUCAAGCUCAGCCUUAUAACUCCAAAGUCAUGGGUUUGGAUCCCCAUAACUGCCAGCUGUAAGAAAAAAAAAUGCAGUGUUAAUGUAAAUCCCCUUUUCCAGGAAGAACAAAAAUGCCAACACAUGGAUAAAGUGGUAAAAUGUUUUACUGAAAGUAUACUUUUCUGGAAGAAAGAUUCAUGGAAGUGUAAGUGCUGCCUCUAUCACUCAAACUUUAAAAUUUUUUAACAUUUUCAAAGUUUCUAGCACUUCUGUACAAAGCAUUUUAUUAUGGAGAUUGUACAUGUUGCUUUUUUGUUUGAAC